Molecule: messenger RNA, 2152 nt
Organism: Phalaenopsis equestris
Lineage: Eukaryota; Viridiplantae; Streptophyta; Magnoliopsida; Asparagales; Orchidaceae
Product: piriformospora indica-insensitive protein 2-like
Exons: 1
Coding region: 385-1827 (480 amino acids)
Molecular function (GO): protein binding
Source: RefSeq, a predicted model, not a curated record
AACAAAUAAAAAAAUUAUAAAAGCAGUUUCACGAUUCGCCACGUGCGCUCUCGUGCAACUGCACCCUGCAUCUCCUACAGGCAACACCAUCACGAACCCUAUGCCUUCACCAUCCGUCCCCUGCCGAAGAAUAGUCUCAUCACACUGAUCGAUCAAGCUCUUCCUCCAAAAGCAUCUGCUUUCCCCUGCCCGCCACAAACCCUAACCCUAGAAUUUUACAAUUAUUCUAUCCUACUCCCAUGUUGCAGCUGACAAUGAUUUCAAAAAAAAUAUAUAUAUAAAUCAUAAAGCCAGCCAUCGUCACAUCCAUCAUUGCCACAGUAACCAUUCCUUGUUUAAAUAAGCAAUUUACAUACCACUUUCACUCCAUUCAAAUCAUCCCUUAUGGCCGCCGGUACUUUGCUCUUCUUCCUCCUCCUCUCCCUCCUUCCUCAUUCUCUCUCAGACAACCACUCGCCGGCGAUCCCGGCGAAUGAGCUGGUCGCCCUGCUUGAACUCGUCGGCGGCCUCCUAACUGACCAUGGCUGGGCCGAGCUCCACCCGCAUCCAUGCACCGACACCCCAUGGCCGGGAAUCCAAUGUGAGGCCGACGGAAUCAAUGCCGACGUCCUCCAUGUCACCGGAAUCCACGUUGGCGUUGAUGUUUCCUCUUCCCCUCCCUGCAAGCCCUCUGCCUUCCUAUCUCCGUCUGCGCUUCUCCACCUCUCAUUCCUCAAAAGCUUCUCUCUUUUUGGCUGCUUCCUUUACCCUAACAAUGUCUCUCUCCCUGCCUCCUUUUUUAACAACUCAUCUUCUUUGGAGCAACUAAUACUAGAUUCAAACACCGGUCUCGUUGGCGAAAUCCCCUGCUCUGUAUCCAACCUGAAAAGACUCAGAGUGCUCUGCCUCUCACAGAACGCCUUCCAUGGCAAGAUACCACCGGAGAUUGGAAGCUUGGAAAGCUUGCAGGAACUGGAUCUAAGCUGCAAUCGUUUUCAUGGGCAGAUACCAGAUGAGAUCAGCGGGCUGUCAAGCCUCCUCAUAGCCGACUUCUCCUCCAAUGAACUCCAGGGGGAGCUCCCUGCUUCCAUUGGUAGCCUGCAUUCUCUUCAAAAGAUUGAUUUCAGCUUCAAUUCUCUCUCAGGUACAGUUCCUCCAGAGCUCGGAGAAUUGAAAAGACUGGUAUUACUUGAUUUCAGCCAUAAUGACUUAACUGGGCCACUGCCUGCUGCACUCUCUGGCUUGAUCGAAUUGGAGUAUUUUCUUAUGGAAAGCAAUCCACUCAAUUCCAGCAUUCCACUGUUCCUUGCUGAAUUGAAAAAAUUGCAGGUUGUUGGAAUCUCCGAUUGUGGGCUAUUGGGAUCUAUUCCUUCAUUCUUUGCAUCUUUGGUGAGCCUCAAUGCUCUGUCAUUGGAUGGAAACAGACUUAAUGGAUCAGUCCCAGAGAGUUUAGGGUUACUUCCAAACCUGGGUUUGCUCAACCUGAGUCAGAACCAGCUAAGUGGUGAAAUUGGCUUCUCCGAAGAGUUUGUGAGAAAGCUGGGGAAGAGAUUGGAUGUGAGAGAUAACAGGGGUUUGUGUUCAAGCUCUCAUAAAUACCAUGAAGAUUCCUACAAUCUCGAAUGUCCUCCUUGCUUGGGUUCGACUAUUAACAAUGGCAGCAAUGGAAGCAACAGCAUGGGAGGUAAUAAUGGCGAAGAAGAAACUAGCGACAUUGGAAUAAACCCAUCUUCGAAUAUUAAUGGAGUAGCUUGUUUAGGGCAAGAGUUCUGUUUCCAAUUUGGGCCAAGCUUUCUCAGGCUGUUGAGUUUUCAGGUAUUUGCCAUGGUGAUGACUUUUGCAGUGUGAUGGCUUGCUUUAUUGCAGCAGAGGAGAAAAGAUCUGAGACUGCCAUUUUUUUUAUGAGAAGUCACUUUUUGUCUUUGCUUUUGCUGCAACUCUGUAUUUAUUUUUGUUAGGAAUUGGAGUGGAGAAGAAGAUGUGGAGCUUUGGUUUAAAACUGGAAAGGUUUAUGUUACAGUUUAGAAAAUUAGGUGUCUUCUUUUUAUUUGGAAGUGUUGUGGUGAUGUGGUUGUAUUUAUGUGUAAUACAAUCUUCUACUUAAAUGGUGCAGUUGAUGGCGGCAAAUGAUCAUAAAAUAUUAUAUCAGUACUUUAGAUACAUUCAGAGUGUA